This is a messenger RNA of Penicillium chermesinum, 1305 nucleotides long. Its product is annotated as tubulin beta chain. The record is from RefSeq and is a predicted model, not a curated record. The coding region runs from base 1 to 1305 and encodes 434 amino acids. Lineage: Eukaryota; Fungi; Ascomycota; Eurotiomycetes; Eurotiales; Aspergillaceae. The transcript is spliced from 9 exons. Gene Ontology annotation, biological process: microtubule cytoskeleton organization; mitotic cell cycle. Gene Ontology annotation, molecular function: GTP binding; structural constituent of cytoskeleton; GTPase activity. Gene Ontology annotation, cellular component: microtubule; cytoplasm.
AUGCGUGAGAUUGUCCACCUCCAAACCGGCCAGUGUGGUAACCAAAUCGGUGCCGCUUUCUGGCAGCAGAUUGCUAGUGAGCACGGCCUUGACGGAGAUGGCCACUUCACCGGUGCCUCCGACCUCCAGCUGGAGCGUAUGAACGUCUACUUCAACCACGCCAGCGGUGACCGCUACGUUCCCCGUUCUGUCCUUGUUGAUCUGGAGCCCGGUACCAUGGACGCUGUCCGUGCCGGUCCUUUCGGCAAGCUCUUCCGUCCCGACAACUUCGUCUUCGGCCAGUCUGGUGCUGGUAACAACUGGGCUAAGGGUCACUACACCGAGGGUGCUGAGCUUGUUGACCAGGUUGUUGAUGUUGUCCGUCGUGAGGCUGAGUCCUGUGACUGCCUCCAGGGUUUCCAGAUCACCCACUCCCUGGGUGGUGGUACCGGCGCCGUUCCCCGACCGUAUGAUGGCCACCUUCUCCGUCGUCCCUCUCCCAAGGUCUCCGACACCGUUGUUGAGCCUUACAACGCCACCCUCUCCGUUCACCAGCUCGUUGAGCACUCCGACGAGACUUUCUGUAUUGAUAACGAGGCUCUGUACGACAUCUGCAUGCGCACCCUCAAGCUCUCUCAGCCCUCAUACGGUGACCUGAACCACCUGGUCUCCGCUGUCAUGUCCGGUGUGACCACCUCCCUCCGUUUCCCUGGUCAGCUCAACUCCGACCUCCGCAAGCUAGCUGUCAACAUGGUUCCCUUCCCUCGUCUGCACUUCUUCAUGGUCGGCUUUGCUCCCCUGACCAGCCGUGGUGCUUCUCAGUACCGCCAGCUCAGCGUUCCUGAGCUCACCCAGCAGAUGUUCGACCCCAAGAACAUGAUGGCUGCUUCCGACUUCCGCAACGGUCGCUACUUGACCUGCUCUGCCCUCUUCCGUGGUAAGGUCUCCAUGAAGGAGGUUGAGGACCAGAUGCGCAACAUCCAGAACAAGAACCAGAGCUACUUCGUUGAGUGGAUCCCCAACAACGUCCAGACCGCUCUUUGCUCCGUUCCUCCCCGUGGUCUCCGCAUGGCCGCCACCUUCGUUGGUAACUCCACCUCCAUCCAGGAGCUCUUCAAGCGUGUCGGUGAUCAGUUCACUGCUAUGUUCCGUCGCAAGGCUUUCUUGCACUGGUACACUGGUGAGGGUAUGGACGAGAUGGAGUUCACUGAGGCUGAGAGCAACAUGAACGACUUGGUUUCCGAGUACCAGCAGUACCAGGAUGCCUCCAUCUCCGAGGGCGAGGAGGAGUACCUCGCUGAGGAGCCCCUUGAGGAUGAGGUCUAG